AUGGAGCACUACGUCGUUUCUCAAAAUCCCGGUGUGGUGAGCGGAGCCCUGGUCAUCGGCGCACAGCGCUUCCAGGCUGCCCUGCUCAUUGAACCGACUCAAGCUGCAGUCGAGAACGAGCCCCUGGACACCUCUCAACAGGCUGAACAUAUCGAGCGCAUAUGGCCUAGCAUUCAGGAAGCCAACAAAGAGGCUCCAGCGCACGCACGAGUUGAGAAGGCUCUUAUUCUCAUUCUUCCGGGACCGUUGCUUCGAGCGGGCAAGGGCACAAUCCAGCGUGCUGCCAGCAUAGCACAGUAUCGGAGCGACAUAGAUGCCUUGUAUGCAAAUGCUGAUGUCAUCAACGGCGAAGACGACGAAACCCAAGGUGCAACUGCUCCAUCUAUCGACAUGGAUGAUUCGGAAAGUGCCAAGCACUUCAUCAGCGAGUCUGUGGGCAAUGUCACGGGCUGGUCCAACCCAGAGACCGUGCUUGAGACAGACGGAGGUCAGGAACCCGAUACUGCUACUUUUUUCGACCGUGGAAUGGACUCAUUGAUGGCCCUUCAGCUCCUUCGAAUCCUGCGGCGCGGCCUUCAUCGCCCUGAUCUAGGAUUGUCCACAAUCUACUCAAAUCCCACAAUCUCACAGCUUCAAGCGGUCAUCGUAUCGAGGGACAAUGCUUCAAAAAACGAUGACUCAUUACUGAUGCAGCCACUGUUGGAGACGUACAGUGAAGCAAUACAGCAGAUCCAAAAACCAGAGUCUACCCGAGCCAAAUUCGUGGCGCACGAUAAGCGAGUGACAGCGGUUCUCACUGGAUCUACUGGGACGAUAGGUACCUUCUUUCUGCAUGCCCUAAUGGCCCGCCCAGAGAUCAAGCAUGUCAUCUGCUUGAACCGUAGCCAGGACGGCGGUCGUACGGCUCAGGUAUCUCGUCUCGCCGCAGCCGGGAUAGAGUUAGGGGACCAGGACCAACAACGCGUUACCUUCCUUCAGGCAGACUUAAGCCAACCUCUCCUGGGGCUAAAUUGGGUGACAUACCGCGAGUUGCGCGACCGAGUCGGCCUUAUCGUUCACAACGCCUGGCCCGUCAAUUUCAACCUCGGGCUGGCUGCCUUCCAGCCCCAGUUCGCGGGCCUCGUCAAUCUCUUCCGCCUCGCUGCAGAGACUACUCUGCACCACGCCCCUCGGGUCAUCUUCAUCUCGUCCGUGAGCGCCGUCGGAGGUCUUGCUGCCGGACUGGAUGAGCCUGUGCCUGAGAGAGUCUUCGCUUCAUUCGAUACACCCUACUCCAACGGAUAUGCCCGAAGCAAGUUCCUGUCCGAAUUGUUGUGCGACGCUGCGGCACGCAGGCUGGGACUCGACACAAGGGUCAUUCGUGUCGGCCAGGUUGCCGGCGCUGUCUGGCGGCCAGGGGGCGAGUGGAGCCGGACCGAGUGGCUUCCCAGCCUCGUCAUCGGCUCCAAAGACAUGGGGUGUCUGCCAGAUAAUCUCGGCCCUCAGUUCUCGAAGAUAGACUGGGUGCCAUCAGAUAUACUGGCUGACGUGUUGGCCGAUCUUGCCCUCAGCCAGCGUGACUCUGAAGCUGAGCCGGAACUCCAAGGACCGACAAACCAUGAGGCAGGUGGUGCGCGAGUCUUCAAUCUGCGGAACCCCUGCACAACAUCCUGGGACGCACUGCUCCCUACUAUCGUCCAGGCACUCAAGACACCCAUCGGUUGCGAUCUUGCGUCCGUGGUAGUCACGCCAUCAGAGUGGCUGGAACGAUUGAGCGACGCCGAGCGAAAGACAACGGGCGACGGCACUAAAACCUCAAAUCCCGCCAUCAGGCUGCUCGAGUUCUACCGGAACUCCCUAUGGGGGGCAAGCGAUGGUCUGCAAAGGUCACAACUGAUGGCAGUCAACGGCUCCCUGGCAAAGAGUCACACCCUUCGUGGUAUGCAGCCUGUCAAUCCAGACUGGAUCCGAAAAUGGGUUGGGGAAUGGAUGGCGUCGGAGGAUAAAGCUAGGGGUUGA
Diaporthe citri is the source of this 1998-nucleotide messenger RNA. RefSeq lists its product as uncharacterized. The transcript has a single exon. The record is from RefSeq and is a predicted model, not a curated record. The coding region runs from base 1 to 1998 and encodes 665 amino acids. NCBI's taxonomy places the organism in Eukaryota, Fungi, Ascomycota, Sordariomycetes, Diaporthales, Diaporthaceae.